AUGAGCACAAUCCAGAAUCUCAAGAACUUCAUACGUCAUGGCAAGCAGGCCAGAGUCGCAGAUCCUCCCCGAGAUCAACCGACGACCAAUGUUUCGCCUGUACAUGCGCAGCAGCAGAAGUAUCAUCAUGGUAUCAGCGAACCUGCCGUCACCCAUCGACAACAGCAGCACAACGUCCCGCCUUAUCACGGCGAGUAUUCCGCAGCUGCCGUCGACAAUCGCAAUGUAGCGGCCCAGGCCGGCGCUGCCGCAGCCAACGUCACAGGCAAACACCAAAAGAUUCACGCCGAUAUUGAAGCCCUUGUCGCUGAAGAGAGAGAACAGGCCAGCAAAAUGCCCAAAUAUCCCGGCUUAGAAAGAUACAUCCUGUUGGAGAAGAUGGGCGAUGGAGCGUUCAGCAAUGUCUACAAGGCCCGAGAUACCCAGACUGGUGACAACGUUGCCAUCAAAGUUGUCCGCAAGUUUGAAAUGAACUCGAAUCAGCGAGCCAAUAUUCUUAAGGAGGUUCAAAUCAUGCGCCAGUUGGAUCACCCCAAUAUUGUCAAACUCAUUGACUUCUCCGAGUCACGGCAAUAUUACUAUAUUGUCCUUGAACUCUGCCCUGGUGGAGAACUGUUCCAUCAAAUUGUUCGCUUGACGUACUUCAGUGAAGAUCUCAGCCGCCACGUCAUUACCCAAGUUGCCAAAGCACUACGCUACCUGCAUGAAGAAUGUGGCGUCGUCCAUCGCGACAUCAAGCCAGAGAACCUCCUUUUCUAUCCCAUUCCAUUCAUCCCCACCCGCAACCCCAAACCGAAGGGACCAGACGAAGAAGAUAAAGCUGAUGAAGGAGAAUUUAUCCCCGGUGUCGGUUCUGGCGGCAUCGGCCAAAUCAAAAUCGCCGACUUUGGCCUUUCCAAGGUGAUUUGGGAUUCGCAGACAAUGACGCCGUGCGGGACUGUUGGGUACACAGCUCCCGAAAUUGUCAAGGACGAAAGAUACAGCAAAUCCGUCGAUAUGUGGGCUCUGGGCUGUGUUCUCUACACGCUGCUCUGUGGAUUCCCUCCUUUCUACGACGAGUCCAUACAGGUUUUGACGGAAAAGGUCGCUCGCGGCCAGUACACCUUCCUCUCGCCGUGGUGGGACGAUAUCUCGAAAUCUGCCCAAGAUCUGGUCUCACACUUACUGACUGUCAAUCCCGAAAAACGAUACACCAUCGACGAAUUUUUGGCACACCCUUGGAUCCGCAACGUCUCCGAACCCACCUAUGCCGCCUCAGAUGCUCCUCCUUUGGCUACCCCGCUGGCCGUGAGGCAAAAGCAGUGGGGCCAGGCAGGCAAUCUUCCUGCGGAUGUGUAUUCGCUAGGUACGCCAGGCACUCCCGGAAAACGGGCGGAUUUCCGAUCUCCCGGUACUCUCAAUCUGCGUGAGGUCUUUGACGUCGGCUACGCUGUCCACCGACAAGAAGAGGAAGCCAAGCGAAGGAAGAACUUCAAACAAGGUUACCGAGGCGCGGGUAUACCUGGCGGUCUCAACCCGUUGAACGAAGACGACGAUAUGGAAGAAGAGGAGUACGAGGAGGAGGUGUCGAGUAAAGUCCCCAAAGCGCAACAACCAUCCGAUGUAUCGAGUAUGGAAACCAAGAUGCGCCAGACCAACUUGGGCCCGCAGCCGUCAUCAGCUGCACAAGCGCGGGCAUCAGCAGCGCCUGCUCGAAGUCAACACCACAAUCAACAGCAAGAAAAAGGUUACGGUCAGCAUAGUGCCGCUGUUGCAGCGGCAGCCCGACAGAGUGUCGGACGGCGAAACAAGCAACCGUUUGAGCUCAGCCUGGAUAAUUCGACGCUCUUGGGACGGAGGAACAAGGUGGGCGGAAAUCCUCAAGUCCAGCCUUCGAAGUUGAGGGAAGAACUUAGCGUUCGGUGA
Messenger RNA from Capronia coronata CBS 617.96, 1905 nucleotides. RefSeq names its product CAMK/CAMK1/CAMK1-RCK protein kinase. Bases 1 to 1905 code for a protein of 634 amino acids. The record is from RefSeq and is a predicted model, not a curated record. NCBI's taxonomy places the organism in Eukaryota, Fungi, Ascomycota, Eurotiomycetes, Chaetothyriales, Herpotrichiellaceae. Gene Ontology annotation, molecular function: ATP binding; protein kinase activity. Gene Ontology annotation, biological process: protein phosphorylation. The transcript is spliced from 3 exons.